AUGCGGCAUAGCCUGACCAAGCUCCUGGCGGCCUCGGGCACGGACUCCCCGACUCGCAGCGCGAGCCCCGCGCCGGCCGCGGCCUGCUCGUUGUCUCCGGACCUGAGCCGGGCGGAGGAGGAGGAGGAGACGGCGGCGGCGGCCGGAUCUCCCGGCCGCAGGCAGCCGCACGGCGACGAGGACGAGGUGGAGGCCGGAAGGGGGAGCCGCGGCGGCGUGGCCGUGCGCGCGCCUUCCCCCGAGGAGAUGGAGGAGGAGGCGAUCGCCAGCGUCCCGGGGGAGGAGUCGGAGGACAUGGACUUUCUGUCCGGCCUGGAACUGGCCGAUCUGCUGGACCCUCGACAGCCAGACUGGCAUCUGGAACCCGGGCUCAGCUCGCCGGGGCCGCUCUCGUCGUCAGGCGGCGGGUCGGACAGCGGUGGCCUCUGGAGAGGGGACGAUGACGACGAAGCCGCGGCUGCCGAAAUGCAGCGCUUUUCCGAUCUGCUGCAGAAGUUGCUAAACGGCAUCGGGGGUUGCAGCAGCGACGGCAGCAGCGGAGAAAAGCGGCGGCGAAAGUCCCCUGGCGGCGGCGGCGGCUGCAGCGGCGGCGGCAACGACAACCACCAGGCGGCGACCAAGAGUCCGCGGAAGGCGGCGGCGGCCGCUGCCCGCCUCAACCGGCUGAAGAAGAAGGAGUACGUGAUGGGGCUGGAGAGCCGCGUCCGGGGCCUGGCAGCCGAGAACCAGGAGCUGCGGGCCGAGAAUCGGGAGCUGGGCAAGCGCGUGCAAGCACUGCAGGAGGAGAGUCGCUACCUACGGGCCGUGCUGGCCAACGAGACGGGACUGGCGCGCCUGCUGAGCCGGCUGAGCGGCGUGGGACUGCGGCUGACCACUUCGCUCUUCAGGGACUCGCCCGCCGGCGACCACGACUACGCGCUGCCGGUGGGCAAGCAGCAGCAGGACCUGCUCGAAGAGGACGACUCGGCGGGAGGAGUGUGUCUCCAUGUGGACAAGGAUAAGGUGUCGGUGGAGUUCUGCUCGGCGUGCGCCCGGAAGGCGUCGUCUUCUCUUAAAAUGUAG
Messenger RNA from Elephantulus edwardii (Cape elephant shrew), 1062 nucleotides. It is a transcript of the gene CREBZF, whose product is annotated as CREB/ATF bZIP transcription factor. NCBI's taxonomy places the organism in Eukaryota, Metazoa, Chordata, Mammalia, Macroscelidea, Macroscelididae. The record is from RefSeq and is a predicted model, not a curated record. The transcript has a single exon. The coding region runs from base 1 to 1062 and encodes 353 amino acids. Gene Ontology annotation, biological process: regulation of DNA-templated transcription. Gene Ontology annotation, molecular function: DNA-binding transcription factor activity.